Messenger RNA from Poecilia latipinna (sailfin molly), 2796 nucleotides. It is a transcript of the gene faslg, whose product is annotated as Fas ligand (TNF superfamily, member 6). NCBI's taxonomy places the organism in Eukaryota, Metazoa, Chordata, Actinopteri, Cyprinodontiformes, Poeciliidae. Gene Ontology annotation, cellular component: membrane. The transcript has 4 exons. Gene Ontology annotation, molecular function: tumor necrosis factor receptor binding. Bases 1568 to 2383 code for a protein of 271 amino acids. Gene Ontology annotation, biological process: positive regulation of canonical NF-kappaB signal transduction; immune response; extrinsic apoptotic signaling pathway via death domain receptors. The record is from RefSeq and is a predicted model, not a curated record.
GAAGACGGUGGGAAACACAAUGACGAAGAAACGCUCUUGCUGAUUCAGAGAUUCGUUUUUGUUACACUCGCCUGCUUAUAAUAACUGGAGCAGCAGCCUGCUGGUUAGACCCCAAAACCCCACCCUCCCACCUUGCCGACUCGGUGUUGCUGCUGCCGCUAGUGUUGCUGCGAGCGCCCGUUUCAGCAUGACGCUUCUGGGAAACAGGCACAUCAGCUUGCAGGCUACUGGCAGUCUGUGAAGUUUAUGGUUAAGCUUGACGUAAUUGCCCUUUAACUUGGGAGCUGCGUGUGCACGCUGCGAGCUGGGUUUCCCUUCGGCUGCUUCAGCCUGGAGAAACGAAAGAAAACGCAGCGCCGUUCUGACGCUCACCUUGCUGUGGAAACCCUGGAGGCUUUUGUGUGUAGAUGACAGGUAGACCUCACAAGAGAAUAGUUUCUCCUCACUUGACAUGAGGUUUGCCUCCAUUUUGCAGCAUGGAGUGAAGUUUCAGUAUGGCUGUCUAUUUGCUUCACAAAAUAUCACAUGCAGGAAUUUCUCACCUAUCUUUUCAUCUGAAAACAAGUUUUUUUUUUUAACCAAACCACCCAAGGGGCUUUGAAAAGACCAUACGAUAUGCCAUCAGCAUGUCUUUGCUUUUCUUUUGAUAGCAGAUAGUCUUGCAAGUGGAAAAUGUUGCAUCCGCAACUGAAGCCGCAUUGCACUUGCUCAAUAUCCAACAAAACAAACCCAAACUGCUGUGAAGACUGCAGCAGCAGCACUGGGUGUCAGUCCGGUGGAAGGAAGCCUGGCUCAUGUGCUCCUUCCUGCGAACUGUCUGAGAGGAACGGGCCGGCGUUGUGCUUCGUCUGUUUCAGCGAACGUCUCUAUAUGAGUCUCUCUGAAGCAGACAGCGCGCAACCCAAUGCACGGAGCUCGUUCCUUUUCAUGUGGCAGCCGCUUCUUCCCACCGAGAACACGCGGUGUGCUUUUGAAACUGCUGUAUCACUGUUUACCAACACGCAGGGCCACCCAUCCAUCAUGACACAGAUAAAGAAUACAUCAGAAAGCACGUUUAAUUGGGUCAGAGUCCGACUCGGUGAGAAGAGGGUCAGCUAUUUUUGCGUUCGACUGAAAAACGGCUCCCGACGGGCGAUGUUGCUCAAUCUUUCCUUUCGUGGAAUUUGAGAAAAGGUCUCUUUAUGUAGAAGAGAAGAGGGCGGUUAGUGAGGUAAGGGUCAGCUAGACCUCAAACUUCCUUUACAGGCAGGUGCAGCUAACCUACAUAACUACAUAAAGAAAGGUUUGCACAUAGACCCAAAGUCACCUGGUUAUGUUGAGAAAGAUUAGGAAGCAAAACCAAACAGAUCAGUUUGUGUAACUAAUCAGAGUGGCUGCUUCUCAAUUGACGAAUUUUAGUUUAGUGCUGAAUACUAAAAGGGAGGCGUGGGAGGCAGUGGGUGGUGAAUGCUCUGACAGCUUCUUGGGUUCGACGUGAAAAGGGUUUCUCAGACACAAGUCCACACCUCCUUCAGUUCAGAGCAGUCAGACUCGCAGACAACUUGUCCUCCCAGUAGGGUCCUGCACCAUGAGCUAUGACCAGAGGUACCCGUUCCCUCAGGUGUUCCUGGUGGACGAGGGCGGCGGUCGGGGUGAGUCGGCAACGCAGCCGAACCUCAUCCCAUGCUGGUCGUUUCCGCAGGCCCGGGAGACCGUGAGGAGCCGCAGCAAGAGCCGAGGCUGCAUGGGGGUCAGCUGCAGCCUGGUCAUGAUAGUGCUGAUGUUGUUCCUGCUGGUGUUCGCAGCCCUGGGCUUUGAAGCCUGGCAGAUCCUGAGACUCCAGGAAAAACUCAAAAAUAGGGUUGAACCUGAUCCCGUGACUGAGUCUCAUGGACCCCAGAAGCAAAUUGGUCUCUAUAACCCCGACUCAAAUGGAGAAGAGAAAACAGAAGAGAAAACCAAGAGACCCUCGGCUCAUGUUCUCGGGCGCACCGAGUAUCAUCCGUCCCAAAUGACUUUGCGAUGGGAACCGAAAGCAGGCCAGGCCUUCACCUCCGGGUCGGUCGCUUACAAAAUCGAAGAUGGUGCCCUGCAGGUCAACGAGUCGGGGCUCUACCACGUUUACUCUCGAGUGGAGCUGAUCUUCAAGAACUGCCACCCCACCUCCUGGUUCAAUCACGUCAUGUUCGUGAGGCGGGUGGGACAGUCCAAACCCCUGACUCUGAUGGAGGCCCACAGGUCGGGUUUCUGCGUCCAGAAACCCAACAGCCCGUGGACUGCAGAGAGCUACCUCGGCGGCGGCCUGGAGCUGAUGAAGUUCGACAGGGUCUACGUGAACGUGUCGCACCCGACCUAUCUCAGCCACUCACAUUAUGGCAACUUCUUUGGUCUGUACAAGAUCUGAAGAGUUUCGAUUGUUCCAGCUUUGUUUCAUUGUGCAGUAGUUUUGCUCUGAAUCAGGAGGAAAGCUUACUCAUAACUUCCACAAAGAGAUCCUUUGAUUGUAUUUUUCUUUAUCCGUUAUACCUGGACUAUAUAAAUAUAUAUACAUAUUCUUUUUUGCAAUAUAGAAACCCAAAGAUGACGGUGCACUUUUUUGUUCAUUGGCAGCUCAAAGCAAAACAGCACAGAGAAAUAAACAGCAUUUUUACACCUCAGGUUUUUUGCCUUCAUGGAAAAUGUCGAGUUAGUUGACACUAAGAUGCUGAUUUAGUAGCAUUUUCAGUAUUUAUUUUCGUCUGUAUGCCUGUAAUAUAGGAUAGGUGAUUUAUUUUUUUUUUAUAAUAAUAAUAAUAAUAAAGGAAUGUAUUAAGCAGA